Molecule: messenger RNA, 1163 nt
Organism: Neltuma alba
Lineage: Eukaryota; Viridiplantae; Streptophyta; Magnoliopsida; Fabales; Fabaceae
Product: putative BPI/LBP family protein At1g04970
Exons: 5
Coding region: 3-1034 (343 amino acids)
Molecular function (GO): lipid binding
Source: RefSeq, a predicted model, not a curated record
GCAUGCAAGUGGGCCUGACUAUAAAUUUCGAGAACCAAGAAGGUAGUCUGAAGCUGAUUCUCCUAGAUCAUGGAUGUUACGUAGAAGACUUGCUCAUAAAAUUGAAAGGUGGAGCAUCUUGGCUUUACCAAAGGAUAGUGGAUCUUUUUGAAGGGAAAAUAGCAUCUGCAGUUGAAGAUGCCAUUUCUGGUAAAAUAAGAGAAGGGAUAUUGAAGCUUAGCAGUUCAUUGCAGUCCCUACCAAAAGAAAUCUCCCUGGGCGAAACCGCUGUACUAAAUGUUUCUUUCGUGAACAAUCCUGUGUUGACUAAUUCUUCCAUUGAGUUUGAAAUCAAUGGUCUAUUCACAGGGAAAAAGGAAAUUUUAGUUCCUCAAUGUUUCCACAGAGAACCAGAGACUUCUUUUCGCUGUGGUGGUUUGUAUAAGAUGAUCAAGAUUUCAUUGCAUGAAGAUGUGCUAAAUUCUGCUUCCUUGGUUUACUUCAAUGCUGGUUACAUGCAAUGGAUGGUUGAUAAACUACCAGAUCAGGCCCUUCUGAACACAGCUGCAUGGAGAUUCAUAGUUCCUCAACUAUACAAGAAAUAUCCAAAUAAAGACAUGGAGCUUAAUAUCUCAGUAUCAUCUCCACCAAUUAUACAAGUGACCAGCCAAGAUAUUGGCGCUACCAUUCAUGUAGAUAUAAUAGUUGAUGUUGAGGAUGCUGGGGAAGUUGCUUGUAUUUCAGUGGACAUUAGUGCUUCAUGUUCUGCAGAAAUCCUCCGAAACGACAUUGCUGGAAGUCUCAGAUUGAAUGGUUUUUCCACAUACUUAAAAUGGAGCAAGAUUGGUCCUUUGCGCAUGCAUCUGAUCCAGUUAGCAGUAUCAACCAUACUCAGAACCACCGUCUUGCCAUUAGUGAACUGGCUAUUAAGCGGAGGAAUUCCAUUGCCUUACCUCCAUGGUUUUACACUCCAGAAUGCUCAUACCUUCUACAAUGCUCCAUGGAUUACAGUAUGUAGUGAUGUUUCCUUCUUAAGACACUACUAUCUCAGUUAGCUGCCAGUUUAUGUAUUAUAAAACAUCCCAGUGGGCCAUAUGUAAUUUGUGUUGUAUCAUUGUUCUCAUUGUAGAGAUAGAAAUCAUGUACAUAAAACAUUUUCAAUCCAGAAUCAACUAAAAUUUCAG